Messenger RNA from Aedes aegypti (yellow fever mosquito), 3847 nucleotides. RefSeq names its product sorting nexin-25 (gene snz). The record is from RefSeq and is a predicted model, not a curated record. Lineage: Eukaryota; Metazoa; Arthropoda; Insecta; Diptera; Culicidae. Gene Ontology annotation, molecular function: phosphatidylinositol binding. Bases 375 to 3446 code for a protein of 1023 amino acids. The transcript is spliced from 4 exons. Gene Ontology annotation, cellular component: intracellular membrane-bounded organelle.
AAUGACAGCUAGCCUGUCGCCCUUAGCCAGUCCGAUAAAAGGGGCGUUUUUUGCUCGGAGUCGAGCACAACAGAAGCACCAUUCGUCCGAAAGCUGAUUCAAUAUUGGAAGUGAAAAAUUGUGAUUUAACAAGUGUCGGUCUUUGCAUUUCCAUUGAAUAGUUCGCUAGACGUGCAAUCUCCGUGAAAAUGGUGCUCGGAAGGAACGAUACCGUAGAUAACUGAAACGAAACGGAUUGUGGGAUCCGGUCGUCGCCAUCAUGAGCCUGGAUGGAUGCCGUCCUUGAGAAGAAAGUCCAGCUACUGUGCGUGUUGUAAGCUAGAGAAACACCCCCGCCAAGACCAGGACCAGCCCACCCAGAACACCGGACGACGAUGCGGAUAAUCUACUGGCUGGGAGUGUUCGGGACCGUGAUCGGGGCCACCGCACUCUAUUGGCCCCCGUUCGUAUACAUUUUUCUGUUCGUGCUCUACUCGGUCAUUCUGAUAGCUCUGGCCAUCUUCGGCACCAUCUACGUCCACUAUAAGCUAACGACCAAGGAGUCCCGCCCGUACACCCGCGAAGACCUACCCACCAAUGUCCUCUACAACGCUACCAAGUCACAACUUUUCGAUUCUCCAUCACCUCCCAAAUCCGGCACCAACCUACCGAUCAUCUUCGGACGAACCGUCGAUGGCCUACUGCAGCAGAUCAUCGGGAACGCCAUGCGCGAUAUCGUCAGCCCAGCCCUGGAGGAAAUCGUGGCCAAUCCACGGCGGAUCAUCGAUCUGCUGAAGGAAGACAUCUGGCUGGGAAUCGAUAAGCUGCAUGAGCGAGCGUCCCGAAUCGAUGCCCCCAAAAUGAUCGCCGUUGAUUUCGUUCUGAAGGCUACGGUGCACUUGGAGAAGAUACGGAUCGCUCAGGCAAGGGCCGCCGAGAUGGGAACGGAUCCGGUGUUUGGGACGUCUUCCUAUCUGGCGACACAAGAAAAGGAGCUGGAAUUUUUGAAGAAGAUUUGCGAGAUCCUGAUCAUAUUUUUGCUACCCCGAGGGUACUCGCUAUCGCCGAUCAAGGAUUUGCUGAGCGAGGUGGUAUCGUAUAAGGUGCUGUUUCCGGUGAUCAGGCUGGUGACCUCGCCGGAUUUUAUCAACCAACAAAUUGUGGAGUGCAUCGAGACGAAGCUGGUGGCGGUGGCGAUUCACAAGAGAAGCUACGAGUAUGCGGCAAACUUUGAGGAUUUCUUGAAGGUGAUCAACGGAAGCGCAACGAUGGACGAACUGCACUCGAUCCGGGGAAGCAUCGUGAGCGACAUCAUGCAGGCGACGACGAUGCAAAAUCUGCAGAGGACGAGGGGCUUCGACAGCGAAAUGUUCGUUGGGAAGAGUGCUAGUGGUAAUAACUCCGGUGACUCGGAGAGCAAUCCAUCGCGAGCGGAGAUUACGGCAUCAUUGAAGUUGAAGAAGUACAUUCAACAACUGUCAUUCGCAAAGAGCCAAUGCGAAAAAUGUCUGUCCAAACUUGGAUGGGACGGGAACGUGAGCAACGAGAUUGAUCUCUCCAUACUGGACAUUCUCUCCACCGUUGCCGGCAGAAGACACUUUAUGGUCUUCCUCGAACCACUGAAGGCUUCUUCACUGGUAGGAUUUUACACGACCGUUGAAGAGCUGAAACACGCUCCAAAGAGCUCGUGGCAUCAACUGGGGGCAGAGAUCUUCUAUACUUACAUACGAUGCCCUAACUCGGAGAUUCCUGUAGAUAAAGCCACUCGAAAGAAAAUGGAGUCGUUCUUGGUGGGAGACAGUGGAACUGACGUCUUCUUCGAAGUUCAACGCGACUGUUUGAUAACGUUGGAAGAAAAGUACUACCAGCCGUUUUUGCUUAGUGAGGAAUAUACCAAACUGAAGAGCUCGCUGACUCAGGAAGACUUCAAAGAAAUCACCUUGAGCACAUAUCUGUCUUCCAGUACGGAAAGUCAAGAUGAGACGGCGUCCAAUGCUUCCUCGGCCAGCGGAGACGUAGAUCCGGUGAUCAUGGAUUUGAGUAACCAUUCUACCUACGCUAGGACAAAGCUGGAACAGUUGGAUGAAAAGUUAUCCAACAAGAAUCAGGCGUUAGAUGCUUUGAAGCAAUCGCUGAAACCUGACUCGAAGCUUCUAUCGAUUCUAGAGAAGGAGAUCGAUUGGUUGAAGGGAGAGAAGCGCCAACUGGAGGCGCAUCUUUUGAGAACCGAAGUUUGGGGUGAAUACCUCGGGAAGUGGCGUGCCAUAGUGGAGAGUGUAGACUUUUCGGACGACAAGGAACCUCAACCACAGUUCAUGAUAGUUGUCCAAGUGGACGAAGUGAAUGACUGUGGUAAAGAGGACGUAGCUACUGCGAUGGACGCCGCCGACAGCAUCUCUACGGGUUGGGUCGUUGUCCGAUCAUUGGCUCAAUUUCACGAUCUGCAUCGUAAGCUUCGACCGAUGUGUUCCGAUCUGAAAACAAUUGAUCUUCCAUCGAACAACGCAUUCAAGUUGUUUCUGUUGAAGAACGACAAAUCUCUACUGGAAAAGUCCAAACAGCAGAUUCAAAAAUAUCUCAACUUCAUCCUGGAGGAUGACCACCUCAACCAAAGCGAAGCACUGUACGAAUUCUUGAGUCCAAGUUCGGAGAAGCUGAAGCAGAGUGCGAAUCCGUCACCGUCCAAGAAGCAGUCCAAGUUUUCGUUGGCAACACUGUUCAAGGCUAACAGCGAAAAGCUUGACCAAUUCUGGGGUCCACACUUCCGGUUGAACACUGCGGAUUUCCCUGACGAUGAUCAGGUAUCCAUGUACUUGGAGGGAUCAGCUGAAAACGGGGCAGCCAAGUCGCAACAGGACCCAGACGCCAAGGACUCAAUUGCUGAACCGCUGUAUUCUCUCCUCGGUGAAAUAUUCGACAUGGGCGGUGUCUUCAAGUGGCUCCGCCGCAGUUUGAUCUCGUUCGUUCAAAUCACCUACGGUCAAACCAUCAAUCGUCAGAUCCGGGAAUCGAUCAACUAUCUCUUCGAAGAACCCAUGCUGCACACCUACGCAUCGGCCGUUCUGAAAACCUAUUGGCCCGGCGGAGUCCUUACCAUAAAAUCCAUGGACCGCUCUGAAGACCAACAGGAAAUGACGAUGAAUGCCGCCAAGUCCCUAUUGCUGGACAACAUUCCCGAUCUGCUGUGCAAUCUCAUCGGUGCUCAGAACGCCCGCAACGGCAUAAUGAAGCUGUUCGACAACGCCCAGAAUCCACUGUACAACAAGCAACUGUUCUACGACAUCUUGGAAAUCCUCAUGCUCGAACUUUUCCCCGAGAUCCGACAGCUGAAGGUCCCACCGAGUGUGACGGCUGUGGCAGUUGUGGGAGGCUCGGCCGUCUCAACUCCAACGCAUGCUGGCCAUGCUCAAACCAUUGGAGGAUCUUCGGCCCAAGCCACCCCGACACGAAUCAUAUCAAGAAAUUGAAACGAUGAUUAAGGCCACUAUGGAAAAAUCCACCGAAAAUGAGAAACUGGAACAAGGAAGCACGCAUUCCCUGAAACGAUUAAUUCCUCAUUGCAAUUCAGUUUGAGGCUUUGUCUCCCAUAUCUGUUUGAACAAUAGUGAGUCCCAAGAUACAUAUAUAUUUGUGAAGAAUUUGUGAAACCCGUACAAUCUAGUCCCCACCCGAAGCGAGUGUUUAUGUGCAACUUAAAGGAUACAAAAAAAACAACUGUUGAUAGCUAGGAUUAUGGCUACACUAUAACUAACUAUGAUAAAAUAUUGGUACUUAACUGUGACUGCUACAUUAUAAUGUAGGGCAUUUUACGAUCUUGAUUUAUCUCAUUAUGUGAAUAAAUUAUUGGAUGAAUAUUCAGGUAGAAAAA